This is a messenger RNA of Rhagoletis zephyria (snowberry fruit fly), 295 nucleotides long. Lineage: Eukaryota; Metazoa; Arthropoda; Insecta; Diptera; Tephritidae. The record is from RefSeq and is a predicted model, not a curated record.
AUGUCCGGUAAUGACGUAGCAGUCAUCAAGUUGAAGCAGAAGAUAAAAUUUGGCAGUGGGGCUCAUGUGGGCAAGGUGUGCAUUGUGUCAGAGCACUCAAGGGUGGCCGACGCUUCUGCCUGUCAGAUUGUCGGCUGGGGCCAGUCUAAUAGGCCGAAUAAGCGUGUGCAGCAUUUGGAGUUCGCAGAUAUACAUCUGCAGACUAGGGACACAUGCAAAGGACGGUACAAUGAUCAGCUGUUGCUCUGCGCGGGCGGCGACCCCUCCGGAAAAGAUACUUGCUUUGGAGAUUCAG